Messenger RNA from Moneuplotes crassus, 1111 nucleotides. Lineage: Eukaryota; Ciliophora; Spirotrichea; Euplotida; Euplotidae. The record is from the annotation of a GenBank genome assembly.
UCCAAAUAUUGAAAUAAUGGAGCCUGACCAGAUGCACGCUGCUUACCUUGACUCACAUCUUUCUCUGAACUAUGGGCUUGUCCCGAAGCCGAUACCUAGGAAAGGCCAGGUACUCAUAAAAGUUGAGGCAGCACCAAUCAAUCCUAGUGACCUCCAUUGAAUUGAAGGAAAAUAUGCAGAAUUCGUUGACUUCCAAUACCCCUUUGUUCCUGGUUGGGAAGGCAGUGGUACAGUUAUCGAAAGUGGAGGAGGUUUCAUGGGCUGGUAUCUCAGAGGCAAAAGAGUUGCAUUUUCUAAGUGACAAGAAGACCAGGAAGAAGGAAGCCUCAUCAAAAUAGGUGGUGCGUACGGACAAUACUGUGUCACUGAUGCUAGACAAUGUGUUCCCCUCCCAGACAGUGUAAGCUUCGAACAAGGCAGUAGCUUUUUUGUGAACCCGAUGACUGCCAUUGGGAUGGUCGAAAUAGUAUCGAAAGCUCGUUCUAGAGCUGUAGUCAUAACAGCUGCAGCUUCUCAGCUUGGCAAGAUGAUGAUCAGGCUGUUUGUUCGAAAAAGAAUCACUGUCAUCGCUACAGUCAGAAGUGAGUCUCAGGAAAAAGAUCUGAGAGACACCUUUGGACUGGAGCAUAUUUUCAACACUUCUGAUGAUGAGUUCUUGCCUGAGUUCAAGAAAACUUGCAAAGAGGCUAGAGUCAAGUACAUGCUCGAGUGCAUCGGAGGCUCUAUAUGUGGGAAGCUCAUGUCCAACUUGCCAAAAGGGUGAAAUGUGCUACUUUAUGGAAAUCUCUCCAGAGAAGCAGUUUCAGAUAUUGACUGUUUCAGUUUUAUGGCAAGCGAGAUCACCCUUAAAUGCUUCAAACUUGAUGUUUGGAUUGCUUCUAAAAAUAUUUUUAAACUGCUUGGAAUCGUUAAGAAAGUUAAGAGGUUAAUAAAGGAUAACCUAUCAUCCAAGAUUAGUAGGCAGUAUCACCUAAAGGAUAUCAAUGAAGCAGUACAGUAUUAUGAAGAGAAUAUGAGCAAAGGAAAAGUACUUCUAAAGCCUUGGGAUUUGGAACAAGAUUACUAAUUCUCCUUAAGUUUCUGAAUUUAGUCUAAAAUUACUUGAAUAAUA